This is a messenger RNA of Cajanus cajan (pigeon pea), 731 nucleotides long. The record is from RefSeq and is a predicted model, not a curated record. Lineage: Eukaryota; Viridiplantae; Streptophyta; Magnoliopsida; Fabales; Fabaceae.
AGUUGCUUAAUUUUGUUUGUGCGUGACUAUGAAACAUUUGCAGGUCAUAUCAACCAUUCUAUUUUCUGGAAAAAUCUAGCUCCUGUUCGUGAAGGAGGUGGUGAACCACCCAAGGGAUCAUUGGGAUGGGCUAUUGACACACAUUUUGGCUCCUUUGAUGCAUUGAUACAAAAAGUUAAUGCAGAAGGUGCAGCGCUACAGGGGUCUGGAUGGGUGUGGCUUGGUCUAGACAAAGAGUUGAAGAGGCUUGUGGUUGAAACUACUGCCAACCAGGACCCACUGGUUACUAAGGGACCAAAUUUGGUCCCAUUGCUUGGUGUUGAUGUAUGGGAGCAUGCAUAUUACUUGCAGUACAAGAAUGUUAGACCAGACUAUCUGAAGAACAUUUGGAAAGUUAUUAAUUGGAAAUAUGCCAGUGAAGUGUAUGAGAAAGAGAGCUCUUAAGUGCUACUUGAUAUAGUACUUGAGGCGACAGAUUUGCAGCUCGGUAAGAAAUGGAAUAAAAUGAUGUGAUGUAAUAGAUAACACCAACUAUUUAUGUAGUUGUACUGAAGAAUCUCGAGCAUUAUAUGGCUGCAUUUCUUGUAAUUGUCAUGUCUUAUGGAUUUUCUGAUGUUCUGUUAAGAUACUAUUCGUGUCCAGUGAUGUAUACCUUUUGCUUCUAGGGUGUGAUCCUUUUAUUCGAAUAAGUAGUAGAAUUCUGAAAUUCAAGCCAGAUAUAGUUUCAUCAA